Dermochelys coriacea (leatherback sea turtle) is the source of this 3762-nucleotide messenger RNA. RefSeq names its product crystallin lambda 1 (gene CRYL1). The transcript has 8 exons. Gene Ontology annotation, biological process: fatty acid metabolic process. The record is from RefSeq and is a predicted model, not a curated record. Gene Ontology annotation, molecular function: L-gulonate 3-dehydrogenase activity; NAD+ binding. NCBI's taxonomy places the organism in Eukaryota, Metazoa, Chordata, Testudines, Dermochelyidae. Bases 1011 to 1946 code for a protein of 311 amino acids.
UUAUUUCCAUUGUUUCCUUCUGUCUCCUUGAAAAGCUUCCUGUUUUGUUUUUAACUGUAGGCUGGAGCAAGACUUUUCCGGUUUUCUUUUCUCUUCUGCCUUUCCUUUGGCCCCUUGCCUAUUGCUGGUUCUCUUUUUCAUUACCCUUCUUCACUGUUGGUCACAUGGCCUUGUAGAAUGAAACUUUCCAAGUCUGUGGCACUCAUGCAGUUCAAAGGAAAAUACAAGAGCAGUUCCUCUCAGCAACAAGAGGAAACAUGGUAUAGUAGUUAAAAAACACAUGAAUGGAAGUAAGAAGAUCUGGUUUCUAUUCUUGGCUUUGUUACAGAUUUGCUGUGUUCCGAUAGUCAAAUCAUUUAACCACUCUGUACCUUAGUGUCCCUAUUUGAGGAUAAUGGAUAUUGUGCAACUUAAUUUAUUAAUAUUUGUGAAUUGUUUUGAGAUCCUGGGAGAGUAGAUACUAUAGAAAUAUGAACUAUCAUUGUGCUCUUCUCCACUCGUUUGUACCGUGCAUGUUGCAAGCUGUGACAUGACCUCUCCAAAGGCUGUUGACUGAGCUCUCCUGCACAGUCUACAGCAUGGUGGCACACCUCAGCAUUGGAGUUCUUAGGCUGCUCUAACUCAAGCUUAGGGGUGUAUACAGAAUUCAGAGGACACAAAAUGCCUUAAAGCCAUAUUUGCCCCUCUUCUCAUCCUCUGCUGUACCUCCUGAACUGCACUGUCCAGGAGGUGUAGUUCAGAACAGAGUACUAUGUUUUCAGUGACUUGUCACAUCAUUGAGAGCUUAUUUUAACAGUUUAAAUAAAAAACAAAACCACAAAUUAUUUGUGCCCCCCUCUUUGUCCUUCCCUCUUCCAGCCUUUCACUAUUAUUUCCUCUUCUCUAGUUUCCCUGCUACCUGCCCCUCCAAAAUCCUUUGGUGGCUGUGCAGCAACAGUUGAUUAGGGUCAUAUAAAUUAUUAUAUUGGUGUUCAGACAGAUAGAGGCCAUAUUGUAGUCUUCUGCAUUCAAUGCACAUUUUUCUCAACGGACUCAUUGGUCGCAGCUGGGCUAUGGUGUUUGCUGGUGGAGGCUUCAGAGUGAAACUUUAUGAUGUUGUGCAACAGCAGAUAACAACUGCUCUGGAAUACAUUAGCAAAGAAAUGAAGGAGCUGGAAAAGUCAGGAAUGCUGAAAGGAACUCUGAGUGCAGAGAAGCAAUUGUCUCUCAUUAGUGGCUGUAUGGACUUAAAGACAGCAGUAGAGGGCGCUGUGUUCAUUCAGGAAUGCACGCCAGAGAAACUGGAAUUAAAAAAGAAAAUUUUUGGUCAGUUAGAUCUUAUUGUCAAUAAUGAUGUUAUCCUAAGCAGCUCAACUUCCACGCUUUUGCCUACUAAGCUGUUCACUGGCCUUAAACAUGUGAAGCAGUGUAUUGUGGCACAUCCUGUAAAUCCACCCUAUUAUGUGCCGCUGGUUGAACUGGUUCCUCAUCCAGAAACAGAGCCUUCUACAGUGGAUAAAACCCAUGCUCUGAUGAAGAAGAUUGGACAGUCACCCGUCAGAUUAAUCAAAGAGAUAGAUGGGUUUGUUCUGAACCGUCUCCAGUAUGCAGUUAUUAGUGAGGCAUGGAGACUCAUAGGUGAAGGAGUAAUAUCUCCUGCUGAUCUAGACCUUGUGAUGUCUGAUGGAUUGGGAAUGCGGUAUGCAUUUAUAGGGCCGCUUGAAACGAUGCAUCUCAAUGCAGAAGGAAUGACAAAUUAUUGUGAAAGAUACCGUGAAGGAAUGAUACAUGUUCUGAACACCUUUGGGCCAGUACCAGAUUUUUCAGGUGAAACUGAGCAGCAAAUCAGCCGGGCCAUGAAUGAAAAAACUCCAGCUGAUCCAGAACAUCUAAAUGCCAGGAGAACAUGGAGAGAUGAAUGUCUGAUGGGUCUUGCCAAAUUGAAAAAACAAAUGAAAUCCAACUGAGUUGCAUCCUCUAUAAUACACAAGGGCAAAUUAUUGACAGGUCUCCACAAAAGUGGGUGCUUCCAUUUCCACAGGCAAAAGUCUGUAUUUGCAGAACAGGUGAUUCAAUAUGCAAGCAAUUAUUUUUGCCCUUGUGCGAAUGCAGAGACUGAUUCAAAAUGUGAUCCAAAUUGUCAUUACAUUAUUAAUUAGUGACAGAAACUGCUUAAGAAACUAAUUCAUAAAAAAACUUUUUAUCUGAUUAUUCUAAAUGCUUUAAUACUAGCUUAUGCAGAUUUUGUUGUAGCCCUGUCAGUUCCAGGAUAUUAGCGAGACAAGGUGACUGAGUGAGGUAAUAUCUUUUAUUGGCCCAACUUCUGCUGGUGAGAGAGACCUGAAGAAGAGCUCUGUGUAAACACAAAAAACUUCUCUCGCACCAACAGAAGUUGGUCCAAUAAAAGAUAUUACCUCACAUACCUUGUCUCUUUAAUACUAGCUAGCAUCAAUGUUAUUAAUAUUGUAUAAUAGACCGGCAAACAAUAGUUUUAAAAAUUAUACAUUUUAUAAUCUUGCUUGGAGAUAUGUAGCCUUAGCAGCGCUUGCAUUUGCUGGGGUCCAUCAGCUGUUUGUCAUUAUGGGGCAAAUUCUGCUUUCCAUAACCUUCUGUGGGUAUGGUGAGCUCUGUCUAAUUUGACUGCAUUGGGGUGAGAGGAGAAUUUGUGGAAUGCUACAGGGAACGUCCUUGCACCCCUCCCAGGGAGAAUAGGAGAGGGGUCCACUGGUCAUUCUCCCCACAGAGUAGGAGCACAAUAGCUACAGGGGUUGCUGCAAACCAGCUCUGUAGCUGUUCACAAUCUUGGUGAGAGAAUUACUUUUUCCUUCCCUUCCCCUCUCCCUUAGGCACUUAGAUACCAUGGUGAUAGACAAGGCAUAAGUACCUGAAUAGAAUAGAGCAGAAUCCCUCCCUGCACCCCAGCUCCUAUAGAAUUAAUCAGAGCCUCACCCAGUUUUUCAGGCUGUGCGUUUGACAGCCCGUGACUGCCCUGACCAAAGUGAGAAGUUUGAUGUCACCAGUGGCUUAUUGCUACCUAAAAUAAGUGUGUCCCAUUUAGGCUCUCUCUAGAAGAGAUAAAAAGGUGGUUAGAUUUAUUUUUAAAUUGUUAGCUAACUUAAGAGGCAGUAGGGUCUAGUGGACAGGGCACUGAUCUGAGACCUGGGUUCUCUUCCCAACUGUGCCACUGACAUGCUGUGUGACCUUGGGCGAGUCACAUCUCCUCUCUGUGCCUCUGUGUUGUCUCUCACCCAUUGUCUAUUUAGACAGUUCUUUCUUUGGGGCAGGGACUGUUUCUUGUUAUGGGUCUGUAUAGUGUCUAGCAUGGUAGGGCCCUGAUCUUGAUUUGAACCUUUGGACACCAGUGUAAUAUAAAUAAUAGGUAAGAAUGAUUUGAAACACCACAUAGAACUUUAUGUAGCCACUGCUUAACAUCUUCAAAUUCCAGUAGCUGGUCAUAUUGUAACCUAGGUUACCACAUAAUGUACAAGAUGUGAAGCAGUGGCUAUGCUACGUGGCGCUUCAAAUCCUGUUAGCAAAUAUAAUUUUAAAAACACCUUUCUCCUGAUUCUAGACAAGGUCAUAGGAGGUUUUAAUAACUCUUUUUAAACAUAAGAUUGGUUCCUCUUUGCUAUGUGCAUGUCCACAGUAACAGCCUCAUUAUGUCUUAGCUGGUUAGUUGCUCUGCAUUAGCUUGUUUUGAAAUCUUUGAAAAUCUAUCAGAUCAUCAAAUAUCUGCCUCCAUUUCUGUUCUUUGCUUAUGAAUAAAAGCUUGUAAUGAAAUAU